Molecule: messenger RNA, 1991 nt
Organism: Taeniopygia guttata (zebra finch)
Lineage: Eukaryota; Metazoa; Chordata; Aves; Passeriformes; Estrildidae
Gene: DNAJC11
Product: DnaJ heat shock protein family (Hsp40) member C11
Biological process (GO): cristae formation
Source: RefSeq, a predicted model, not a curated record
GUGAGAGGUCGGGGCGAUGGCGGCGGCCUUGGGCGAGGAGGCGCCGGACAACGAGGACUACUACGGGCUGCUCAACGUGCGCCGCGAGGACUGAUUUGAGAGUGGCCUUUUGGAAAUGGCAGUGGCUGUCCUUGAGUUCGUUUUUGGUGGUUUCCACAGGCCUCCCAGGAGGAGCUGAAGGCCGCGUACCGCCGGCUGUGCAUGCUGUACCACCCCGACAAGCACCGCGACCCCGAGCUCAAAAGCCAGGCUGAGCGGCUCUUCAACCUUGUCCACCAAGCCUAUGAAGUGCUUAGUGAUCCACAGACCAGAGCCAUCUAUGACAUAUAUGGGAGGAGAGGACUGGAGAUGGAAGGCUGGGAGGUUGUGGAACGAAAGAGAACUGCAGCUGAAAUCAGGGAAGAAUUUGAGCGUUUGCAGAGAGAGAGGGAAGAGAGGAGACUGCAGCAGCGAACUAAUCCAAAGGGAACAAUUAGUGUGGGAAUAGAUGCCACUGACCUGUUUGAUCGCUAUGACGAGGAGUAUGAAGAUGUGCCUGGGAGCAGCUUUCCCCAGAUUGAGAUAAACAAAAUGCACAUAUCCCAGUCCAUCGAGGCACCCCUGACUUCCACAGAUACAGCAAUACUGUCUGGUAACCUUUCCACCCAGAAUGGAAAUGGAGGGGGGUCAAUUAAUCUUGCACUGAGACGAGUGACAUCUGCCAAGGGAUGGGGAGAGCUGGAGUUUGGAGCUGGAGACAUUCAUGGACCUCUCUUUGGGCUGAAGAUAUUUCGUAAUCUUACACCAAGAUGUUUCAUCACCACAAACUGUGCCCUGCAGUUCUCGUCCCGCGGGGUCCGCCCCGGCCUCACCACGGUCCUGGCCCGCAACCUGGACAAGAACACCAUGGGCUACCUGCAGUGGCGGUGGGGCAUCCAGUCAGCCAUGAACACCAGCAUUGUCCGGGACACCAAAACCAGCCACUUCACUGUGGCCAUGCAGCUGGGAAUCCCCCAUUCUUUCAUGAUGGUCAGUUACCAGCAUAAGUUUCAGGAUGAGGAUCAAACACGAGUGAAAGGUUCUCUCAAGGUGGGUUUCUUUGGGACCAUAGUGGAGUAUGGAGCAGAGAGGAAGAUCUCCAGACACAGUGUUUUAGGAGCCACUGUCAGCGUUGGUGUUCCUCAAGGAGUGUCAUUGAAAAUCAAGCUGAAUAGGGCCAGCCAGACCUACUUCUUCCCCAUCCAUCUAACAGAUCAGCUGCUUCCCAGCGCCGUGUUCUAUGCCACCGUGGGACCUCUCGUUAUGUACUUUGCCAUGCACAGGCUGGUCAUCAAACCCUACCUCAGGGCACAGAAGGAGAGAGAGCUGGAGAAGCAGCGGGAGAGCACAGCCAGCGACAUCCUACAGAAGAAGCAGGAGGCUGAAGCUGCAGUCCGGUUAAUGCAGGAGUCAGUCCGAAGGAUAAUUGAAGCAGAGGAAGCCAGAAUGGGUCUGAUUGUAGUGAAUGCCUGGUAUGGGAAAUUUGUUAACGACAACAGCAGGAAGAAUGAGAAGGUGAAGGUUAUAGAUGUGACUGUGCCUCUGCAGUGCUUGGUGAAGGAUUCUAAACUCAUCCUUACAGAGGCCUCCAAGGCUGGGCUGCCAGGCUUCUACGACCCCUGUGUGGGUGAGGAGAAGAGUUUGAAAGUGCUUUAUCAGUUCCGAGGAGUUCUGCACCAAGUGAUGUCAGCUGACAAUGAGGCCCUUAGGAUACCAAAGCAAUCUCACAGGAUCGAUGCCGACGGCUAAUCCGGGGAACGCGCAUCUCUCCCGGUACCUGGGUCAACGGAAACUGCAAACCUCCCCCGGACGCUGCGAGUUUGAACAGAGACUCUUUUAUUUUUACUGUCUGUAUAGCAGGCGGUGUCCUGCCGGUUCUGUUAGGGACAAAAGGACAGACCCUGCUGCUCCAGGCGGCUCCCAGGCAAUAUCUGAGUUGUGGCUCGGUACCCAAUAAAGCAGCGUGACUCUGA